CGGCCGCCCGGCGUACGUGGUCAGCAUGAAAGACGCCGGGCAGGCGUUACCCCGUUCUAAACACGCGUAGUUGGAGUACUGACUGUGGUGUGGGUGAACUCUGGUGCUUGGGUCCGAUUCCUUUAACCGAAACACAUGGAAAGCGUGCGCCGUCAGCCUGGCUCGGUGCCGCCGGGCAAGGCCAGGGCACAAGUUCCAGACCUCCGGAAACCCGAAGACCCUCGCUUUCCCCUCUCCCGCUCCGCUAUUCCACACUCGACCGUCGCCAAUCUGCAAGCUAGGGAGACGGACGCACGCCGACGAGGGGCUUUCUAGUAGUUUCAGGUGAAACCCCUCUUGCGUGCGCAGCCCCUCGCCCCCCCAGAGAAGCUACUCUCGGGGAGGCACAACAGCCCCGCCAAACGCCCCCUUGUCAAAACCAGUGGCUUAGGGGCAGCGGCCCCGCAGGCCCCUCGGAGGCCCGGGGAGAGGCCGCGGCGCGUAGGGGGCGCCAGGGUGCGUGGAGCGGUCGCUAACGCGCACCAAUCACGGCGCAGCUCCGCCCUAUAAAUACGCGGUGCGCGGGCGGCUGGCGUCUCCCUGUGUUGCAGGUCUCAGUCCACUGGACUUUUAGCUGUCGCUGUUCGCCAUGGCUGAGACGGCGCCGGCCGUGCAGGCUGCAUCCGCUGCCCCCGAGAAGCCUGCGGCUGCCAAGAAAGCCAAGAAACCCGCCAAGGCGGGAGCCGCUGCCUCCAAGAAGAAGCCCGCGGGCCCCUCGGUGUCGGAACUCAUCGUGCAGGCCGUCUCCACCUCCAGCGAACGCAGCGGGGUGUCGCUGGCCGCGCUCAAGAAGGCGCUGGCGGCCGCCGGCUACGACGUGGAGAAGAACAACAGCCGCAUCAAGCUGGGCCUCAAGAGCCUGGUGAGCAAGGGCACCCUGGUGCAGACCAAGGGCACCGGCGCCUCGGGCUCCUUCAAGCUCAACAAGAAGGCGGCGGCCGGCGAGGCUAAGGCCGGUGCCGGGAAGGUGGUGGCGAAAGCCAAGCCGACGAGCGCUUCCAAGAAGCCCAAAAAGGCCGCUGGGGCUGUGGCUAAGAAGGUCGCGAAGUCUCCGAAGAAGGUGAAGAAGCCGGCGGCGGCGGCCAAAAAGCCCUCCAAGAGCCCCAAGAAGCCCAAAGUCGUCAAGGCUAAGAAAGUGGCUAAGAGCCCCGCCAAGGCCAAGGCGGUGAAGCCCAAGGCGGCCAAGGCGAAGGUGACGAAGCCGAAGACGGGUGCCAAGCCCAAGAAGGCAGCACCCAAGAAAAAGUAAAGUCCUGGUUGGAAGCUGCUUCCAGUAACCCAACGGCUCUUUUAAGAGCCACCCCACCUCUCAGUUAAAAGCUGUAUACACGGUCGUCGGGUCGCAGGUUGGGUCCCCGUGCUGGCAUGCACCCUUAGGAGGGUGGUAUGGGGGGUUCCUGGGUCUCGGGAGGCCUCGCCAGAUACACCUGAGGACACCACGGCGAGUUCAGGUGCACCAAGUUUGGGUACCUCUGCCCUCCCAAUUGGCUACCUUGUUAGCACUCACCUGAGCAAUCCCAUACCCCAGGGCUGGUUCUGUGGUGUAGUGGGUUAAACCGGCUGGCAUCCUACUCCCUGCUAAUGGCCUGGGGAAGUGUCCCAGGUGCUGCCUUGGCCCAUCCCAGGACCGCUGAACCAACAGGUGGGAGCUCCCCCGCCCAAGUAGUGAGCCACUUGUUACUUUUCAGCCUAAGCUCCCAUGGCUCCAGAAAAAGCAUCAAAGCUGCAUG
Molecule: messenger RNA, 1769 nt
Organism: Oryctolagus cuniculus (rabbit)
Lineage: Eukaryota; Metazoa; Chordata; Mammalia; Lagomorpha; Leporidae
Gene: H1-1
Product: H1.1 linker histone, cluster member
Biological process (GO): nucleosome assembly
Cellular component (GO): nucleosome
Molecular function (GO): DNA binding; structural constituent of chromatin
Source: RefSeq, a predicted model, not a curated record